AUUGCGGAACCACAGUGAAAACAACUCUGCGAGCGGCAACACUUAAUUGGUAUUCCGCUUGUUGCUAUUCGUAAGUACAUACCGCUGAACUUGAUUUUACUUCUGCUAGAAGUGAUUGAAAAUUGGCUUUCGUUUUCAACUUUCAAAUUUCAAUUUACUUUUUAACUCUACUAAUCGAGUUGGCUGAAUCUCUCGCUGAACUUCCUUUAAUAUAGAGUUUGAUUGUAUUAACUAGUCGGUUUUUAUUUUAAUUUGGAUUGCAAUAUGGAAUAAUUUUAUUGUUUUCCCCCCUUACUGCCAAAAAAAAAUUGGACUGCUUACGAUUACUGUUUAACAUUCAGUUUUGGAUAUUAUUUUAAUUACUUCACUUAAUAUUUUUAUUAAGGUAAAAAGUGAGUUAAUUAUUCAAAACAGUCUGUCUCUGAUAGGAAGUUUACUUAUUUUCUAAACACUGAAUUGUUUGAUUAAUUUUUUUUACCUUUCCUCAGAACAUCGAUAGAUAAUACAAAUAUAGCUGCCCAUAUUGGAAAUAAGAGGGCAUUUUCGAAUCUAUCUGCUGUCAGUUUAAGCCGCUAUGAAUCUGUUCAGCAUCACAGGAAUAAUAUUCUUAUGUAUCAACGUAUCAGAACAGUGUGCUCUUCCAUACUGGUGGACAGAGCAAUACCACUUUUUGCCUUACUACCCACAAGCCGGACAACCUAAAACCACGUAUAAAUAUCGUGAAACUUUAUAUCAAGCGGAUCCUAAUAACUAUGUUCAUCACCGGGAGUAUAGUGAGUAUACUUGGUGGGAGCAUGAUACAUCCAACAGUCAAGAAUUUGGCAACGGCUUACCUCUAGAUUUUCACCAUGUAACUAAUGCUGUGUUUUCCAAAGAUGGUAAAAUUGGUGGAAUGCAUCCUGGAGGAGUGAAAAGAAUUUUACCUCAGGGUGGCACAAAAGGAGGUGUGCCUCACGGUGGCACUAACGGAAUGGUACCACGUGGUGAUACUAAUGGUAUAGUCCCCGCUGAUGGAACCAAUGGAAUGUUCCCUCAAGAUACUAAUGGCAUAAUUCCAGCUGAUGAAACAAACGGAAUGACACCAGAGGAUUCGGUAAACCGCAAGUCUGAUGCUUUACCAACACCCAAUCCAGACAGGGAAACUAACGAAAAUGAACGUGAAGUAAUAUCUAAAAGUGGUGAUAUUGAAGGUAAUGAUUUGGAAACGGGUGGGUCUAAACCAUCAUCCAGAUUAGUUGAAGCUAAUACCAAUGAUGGUUAUUUCUACAACUGGUUUGGAAGAAACGCUGUUAAUGAAACACAGCCAUGCAAAGUAUCGGAAAGUAAUUUGCAGUCAUUGAGAAGUAUGAUUGAAAAGAUGUUUAGCUUUCCCAGAGAGCACACAGAAAGCAAAGAAAAGGCCAGAGAAGACAUCCUGAGAAAAUUCAAGGAAUUCGGUUUGCAAGUCUGGACGCAGAAUUUCACAACUCCUCCAAUCAAGAAUCCGAAUGGCACUGAAGAAUACAAUGAAGGCGUGAAUCUGGUGGGUGUAAUACCUGGCUCGCAAAGAGGCCAUCUUGAUGAUGAAAUAGUUCUCGUAGGUGCUCAUUAUGAUACUGUUGCAGAUUCCAACGGAGUGGAUGACAAUGGAAGCGGCUUGGCUGUGAUGUUGGAAGUUGCACGUGCAAUAACAGAUGCCCGAUGCAGGUUGAACAACACUCUUAUGUUUGUGGCCUUCGACCACGAGGAAAACGGGGCUAUGGGAAGCAACUAUUUCGUUGAUCAUUAUCUGAUACCAGAAGAGCUAAAGAGAGCAAGAGCUAAGUUCCAGGGAGCUUUCAUACUGGACGGAAUCAUGAAUUAUAAUGACGUGCCUAACACUCAAGAUCUUCCCUUGGAUUAUGCUGAGUCUUUACCAGGUCUGCAAUACUUUGUCAAUAAUACGGGAAACCGUGGCAAUUUCCUGGCUAUGAUUUCUAGGAAUGAAAUGGAUAAUCAUCUGAGUCAAAAACUUAUGAACGCAUGGCAAGAUUUGGGAGAUCACCAAUACAAGUUAUUUAAUUUAGCCGUCGAUAUGGGCAACAAUAUACCAGAUCCUUCCACUAUACAACGGCAUCUGAACUUUUUGAGAAGCGAUCAUGCCACGUUUUGGUACCACAAUUCAUCGUCACAUUUUCCAGAAUCUCUGAAUGCUGUCCUAUUGACAGAUACAGGUCCAUUCAGAGGCCAAAUGAAAGAAUGCUACCAUAACAAGUGUGAUGACCUUACAGUAAUAUCUCCCGAAAAGCUACAGUUUGCUAAGAAGACUGCUGACGCUCUAACUGCUACCUUGGUGGAAUUAACUAGCGCAACUGGAGCAGGAAAUAUUAUUCAGUCAUCUUGGAUAUUGUAUGCUCUCCAUGCUAUUGUUCUAUAUUGUGGAGCAAGAAGUUUUCAGAAAAUGUGCUAAAGACUUUUUCAAGAUGAUUAAAAAAAAAAAAAAGAAGAAGAAGAAGAGUUGAACAAAUUUGCCAACACAUGUCUUUAGUUCCAUUUUAAACCAGCUACGAAAAUUUAACUUCUAUUUCAAUAAAUAUGCUGACUGAUAUGUGUCAUACAUUUUGAGGAAUGCUAAAAUUAAACUGAAUUUUUUUUCAUUUGUUUCCCCUUUUUCGGUAACACCAUCACAAUGGAAAAUGUCUUCACACUAUAGAGUCUUAAUAUGAGAUCCUUAUUAUGUAAAACUUCUAUUAGUCUUACACAGAUACAUUUAAAUGUAUUUAUUGUUCUUCUAGUAAUACAUAUAAUGGUGAUAAACUGCUAAUUUACGUUUUUACAUGCUGUUAAAUUUCAAUUUAUGAUGGGCUUUUACUAUGUAUUGUGUAUUGUCUUGUUGAUUAAAUAAAGUAUAUGGAUAUUACAGA
Molecule: messenger RNA, 2882 nt
Organism: Stegodyphus dumicola
Lineage: Eukaryota; Metazoa; Arthropoda; Arachnida; Araneae; Eresidae
Biological process (GO): proteolysis
Molecular function (GO): metalloexopeptidase activity
Source: RefSeq, a predicted model, not a curated record